GGACAUCACAGAUACUACUUUGCACUCAGAGUCCGAGAUCGAGGAAGAUGGCGAGGUCGGUGACGUUUCUACUAUGGAGCCUUCUUAUUCUUGGAACCCUAACCCUAAUCCAGGCAAAGAAAUCCAAGGAGAAUUUGAAGGAAAUCACACACAAGGUUUAUUUUGAUAUCGAGAUCGAUGGGAAGUCAGCUGGUCGAAUUGUUAUGGGUCUCUUUGGCAAGACUGUUCCCAAAACAGCUGAGAAUUUCCGAGCUUUGUGCACAGGGGAGAAAGGAAUUGGUAAGAGUGGGAAACCUCUCCAUUACAAGGGGAGCAAAUUCCACAGGAUAAUUCCGAGCUUUAUGCUCCAGGGAGGCGAUUUUACGCAUGGAAAUGGAAUGGGUGGAGAAUCUAUUUAUGGUGAGACGUUUCCAGAUGAGAACUUCAAGAUCAAGCACACUGGACCAGGACUUCUAUCAAUGGCGAACGCGGGGAAAGACACCAACGGAUCACAAUUCUUCAUCACAACGGUAACAACCAGCUGGUUGGACGGGAGACAUGUAGUGUUUGGGAAGGUGGUGUCGGGGAUGGAUGUGGUUUACAAGAUCGAAGCUGAAGGCAAUCAAAGCGGAACCCCCAAGUCCAACGUUGUCAUCACCGACAGCGGCGAACUCCCUCUUUGAUCUUUUUUUUCAUGAUUAUUUACUCCCCCUUUGAUCUUUGUAUGGUAUCUCCGUUAAUGGAGAGCUUCUUCAGAUUCAAUGCCGGAUGAUGAUGACUGUAUUUGACCAAACUGUUUGUUGUUCGAUGAAUUAAAAGAAAACAUAUAUA
This is a messenger RNA of Tarenaya hassleriana, 810 nucleotides long. Its product is annotated as peptidyl-prolyl cis-trans isomerase CYP20-1. Gene Ontology annotation, molecular function: peptidyl-prolyl cis-trans isomerase activity. The record is from RefSeq and is a predicted model, not a curated record. Gene Ontology annotation, biological process: protein peptidyl-prolyl isomerization; protein folding. The transcript has 7 exons. The coding region runs from base 48 to 662 and encodes 204 amino acids. Gene Ontology annotation, cellular component: intracellular membrane-bounded organelle. Lineage: Eukaryota; Viridiplantae; Streptophyta; Magnoliopsida; Brassicales; Cleomaceae.